Messenger RNA from Notodromas monacha, 1417 nucleotides. The record is from the annotation of a GenBank genome assembly. NCBI's taxonomy places the organism in Eukaryota, Metazoa, Arthropoda, Ostracoda, Podocopida, Cyprididae.
AUUUGCAGAUAAGGAAAUCGGUUGUUCCGCUUGCGUUCACUUUAAAAUGCUCGAUUAUGUCGACAAAAUGAUACUUGCGCCCAUGGUGCGUAUCGGAACUCUUCCCAUGCGGCUCCUGGCAUUGCGCUAUGGUGCAGACAUAGUGUAUUGUGAGGAAUUGGUGGAUGUCAAGCUACUUCGGUCAAAACGGAUUGAGAACAACCUGUUGGGAACUGUCGAUUACGUAGAUAUGACCGACGGAACUGUUGUGUUUCGAACAUGCGCGGAAGAGGCUGGAAAGGUUGUGUUGCAAAUCGGCACUUGUUGUGCUGACCGAGCAGCAAAAAUUGUUGAUAAAUUCCAAGGCGACGUAGCUGGGUUUGAUGUUAAUAUGGGCUGCCCCAAGGAAUUUUCGUUGAAGGGCGGAAUGGGAGCCGCAUUGCUAGAUCAUCCGGAUAAGAUUCAAGCGAUUCUCUCAAACAUGAUACGUCAUUCCAAGAUCCCCGUUACCUGCAAAAUCCGAGUGAAGCCCUGUCUGGAGGAAACUAAGAAACUAGUGAAAUUAAUCUCCGCUACCGGUGUGGCCGCAAUCGGUGUUCAUGGACGUACGAAAGAUGAACGUCCGAAGCAUGAAAAUCGUAACGAUUACAUCGCCGCGCUAACUGAAGUGUCUCACGUACCACUUAUUGCGAAUGGAGGAUCGAAGGAGAUAGCAUCAUUUGAGGACAUCUUGAAGUUCAAAGCUUCGACGAAAGCAGCCAGUGUGAUGAUUGCUCGUGCUGCAGAGUGGAACUGUUCGGUGUUUCGUCGUGAAGGGAUGUUGAGUGUUGAUCAAGUGAUACGGGACUACUUGAUGCUAUGUGUGGAUUUUGAUAACCAGUCGAAUAAUUCCAAGUAUGCUGUGCAAAAUAUGCUGGGAAACAUGCAACACACUUCAGUCGAAGGAGUUGCUACAUUGAAGGCACAAACUCUAGAAGAACUCUGUUCGAUUUGGAAGCUUGAGGAGUACUUCAAGUCUGUGCAUGAUGACCGAAUGCUGGAUGCCAUCAAGUUGGGCCCCGGUCCAGAGACAGAUUUGAUUUGGUCUGUUACUGAACCUUGUCGAAAGAAGCUUCGACUGGACGAAACCAAUGAUAAAACGACAGUUGAUGACGUCGUCGAAAUGCCGGUUACCUUCGUGCGAAGGCAUUACGCUGACGAAAACUUGCCGAGGACUCUUCUUUUCACAUUGGCGAGGACGGAGCGAAAACCGCCGCCAAAAUUUGAAACUAAGCAACUGGAAAGGCUUUUCAAAUCGGUGCUGUCUUUUGAUGGAAAGAAAUGGACAUCUCAUCCGGGAGAGAAAAGCCGUCGGUAUGCUGAACAAGCGGCAUCCUUGGUGUACCUCAAGAUGCGUGGAAUGGAGCCGGAAACAAGAGUGAUUCGACAAGCAUCCUGA